UCUUCUGCCUGAGAGGGAUUACAGACAGACAUACAGACAGACAUACAGACAGAUAGACACAUUUCUCACCAUCACUGGCUUUGCGCAAAAACAAAAAGAACAACAUUAUUUUCUAGCUUUAUUUGUUUUUGAAACGUGGAUUUAUAAAGCUUAAGAAAGCUGGACAUUUUAAUAUAUGUUUAAUUUUAAGUUAUUUUAUGUGCAAGUUACUCUCGUGCAACUACAACAAAGAGCCCUAGGAGAGAGAACUGGUACCAAAGCAGUAAUACUUCUGUUUUUGUUAUUUUGAACGCAUUAUUUAUCUUCAGUAUUUGACAGUAUUUAUUAUACUUAAGUACAAAUUGUCUGUUGCAUUUGCGAAGUUUGCCUAUUUUGUUUUAUUUUGCUUCGUUCAGCAGUGAACCAUAGUUGAGCUUGGUGUAAUUACGAGUUUCUUUUGCUCGAGCUGCAUCAUUUUCGCGGGUUUUCUUUCAUUUCGCGUGCAAAAUGAUUCGGAUACCCAGAGGGAUUUCUCCUGCUUCAGGAAGUGGUGCAGUCGUUGGAUUCUCGUGCCAGCAGAAAAAUAUGUUCUCCGGGAUGAGGACAGAUUUUUUCAACACUGGACUUGCGAGCCCGCCUUCGAUACCGGCUGGAUACUUCACUCAAAUCGGCAACACGACAGCUGCGGAGCAGAGACCCAGCUGCCUGUACGCGACCCCUCACGGACCCGAAGCUAAGCCUGUGCGAACCCCCUCCGGCCGGCUGCCGGCCAAGAGGAGGCUAGAUCUGGAAGAGCCACUGUAUCUCCCUGAAUUUCGCACACCAAAAGGGAAAGGAAACUUGGCAUUUGUGAGGGUACCAAGCCCCAAAACUCCCAAGUCUCCUGGUGAGCGCACUCGUUAUGACACUUCUCUUGGGCUGCUGACUAAGAAAUUUGUUGGCUUAUUGAGUGAAUCGGCUGACGGGGUUCUAGAUCUGAACUGGGCCACGGAGGUUCUGGAGGUUCAGAAGAGACGCAUCUAUGACAUCACAAAUGUUCUGGAGGGAGUGCAGCUCAUACGCAAGAAAUCCAAGAACAACAUCCAAUGGCUGGUCAGUGGUGUGUUUGAGGGGUCAGCCAGUGGUGCAGAGAAGGCCAGCACUCUGAGAAAAGAACUGUCUGAGCUAGACAGGCAGGAAAAAGCUCUGGACGACCUCAUUCAGUCCAGCUCAGCGCGGCUACGAGAACUCACAGAGAACAAGGACAACCAAAGAUUAGGAUAUGUGACCCAUCAGGACAUUCGCUCCAUAGUCAGCCUGAAGAAUGAAACUGUGAUCGCUGUAAAAGCUCCGUCUGAAACCAAACUGGAAAUUCCAGAGGCAUCCGGGGGGUCGCUGCAGAUUUACCUGAAGAGCAAGAAUGGCCCAAUCGAGGUGUACUUGUGUCCUGAAGAAUGUUUGGAUGAUGUUAGUCCCAUCAAGAAUGCCACACCCAGAAAAGAUUACCCACAAACCCCCAGUGCCACCACACCCUCUCUCUUUCCACCUGCCAAACCCCAGCCAGCAGAGGGUUCGCUGUCAAAGCCACAGCCGUCAAUGACAGGCACCAAUGGUAGCACCUCCCUACUUGAUGUGGAAGGGAUUCUGGGUCUGCCUCCUAGCCUUAUGGAGAUCACAGACGACCAGCUGCCAGGAACGGCCUUCACGUCUGACCCCUCCGUCCCCUUUGUUAGUUUCCCUCCUCAGCUCACUCAUGAUGACUACCUCUGGAGUCUGGAUGAUGGAGAAGGUGUAUCUGACUUCUUCGACACAUAUGAUCUGGGAGAUCUGCUCAAAACAUGAGGCGUUAAUGUCAGGGGUCCUGUUCCAGUGUGAUUAAACAAUAAUUGAUUGUGUGAAUUUUUGAAUUCAGACACUGAUCCACAUUACAAGACACCUUCACAAUUUGACAUAGAAUGAAGUUGUAGCAUAAAGUGCACUACUGAAUUGGCCUAAUUGGUUAUAACCAUGAUGAUCCAUGACUGAAUUAGGAAUGGAGCCUCUGCUUGUUUUAACUACUUCCAUGUUAUGAUUAGAAAUACUUUAAUUAAAAAGUGAGCAUGUGCCCUCUAGUGGAUAUCUGUGUAAUUCAGAUACAUUAUGAAGCCAUAUUUUUUCUGUGAGUCAUACAAUUAGUAAGGUAUUUUAUUGUUUAGUUAUAUUGUUUACAAUUAUUUGUUAGGUGAUAUUACAAUUUAUUUUGUAUUUUUUCCCCAUUGGCAAAUUGUUGAUCUUUGUAACUUUAUUUAGUAUUGACCAAAAUAACUUCUAACUGCCUUGUGUCUAGGUAUGAGCUAGAACAUACUGUUUUAUCUAUUGUGAGUAAUUCUUAAAUGGGAUGAAUGGAACUCAGGUAAUUUUAAAAGCUUUUAUUGAGCUUUAACAAUUGUAGUACUGUUGAACAUUGCCAGUAGAGGGCUGUGUGACCCUUUCUACCUGCCCUCAGGCAAAAGUGCUAAAGGAUGUGUAUGUUGAAGACAUGUGAACUGUCAUAAGGUUUGUAUCUUAGCUUCAUAACCAGACUCAACAAAUCUAGACUCAGGUAAGGCAGAGAUCUGAAAAGCUGUUUCUAAAAGGUUAUUCAGAUUUAGUCAUCAUCUAUUCAAAAUGAAAGCAGUGCUUGGGUUUUUAGAAAUGGGUGCUUGUCUGUUCAUUCUACCUCCAUUUUUUAGAUUAAUUAAACCACAGUGAGGUAGUGCCUUGUACUUGUAGCAGUGGUUUUUCCCAGGUCUUGAAUAAGUAGAUACUAUAUAAUUUCUGAGUUUUAAACACUGACAUGCAUGUCUGUUUAGUAGAAACCUCAGAGAAUGUACAUAUUUGGCAGCUAAAUUUACCAAAUGAUUUAUUCAAACUGAUAAAUUGAUACAUUUUAGGUCUGUUCAAUGACUGUAGAAUAAUUUUUCCCCCAGUGUCAUUAAGGUGAAGUUCUCAGGGUGUUCUGCUCCACUCUUGUAGUAAAGGCAUAUUUAAGGGGAUCUGGCAGAAACCUUCUGUUUGAACACUGAACUACUCCAUGAACUGCUGGGAAUACAAAGUAAACUUUGUUUUUUGUGUGUGGAGUAGGGAUUCUUACCUCACCUGAAUGGUAGUUUUUAUUGCUGCGGAAGUAGACUACAAAUUAAAAAAAAAAAAAAAAAAAAA
Molecule: messenger RNA, 3138 nt
Organism: Myxocyprinus asiaticus (Chinese sucker)
Lineage: Eukaryota; Metazoa; Chordata; Actinopteri; Cypriniformes; Catostomidae
Product: transcription factor E2F2-like
Exons: 7
Coding region: 487-1800 (437 amino acids)
Biological process (GO): regulation of transcription by RNA polymerase II
Cellular component (GO): RNA polymerase II transcription regulator complex
Molecular function (GO): DNA-binding transcription factor activity, RNA polymerase II-specific; RNA polymerase II cis-regulatory region sequence-specific DNA binding; protein dimerization activity
Source: RefSeq, a predicted model, not a curated record